CUGGGGAGAACGGGAGCCACAGUGUCUAGUUGGUCGGGGGUCGGGAGAGGCGUGGCAUACCCACGGUACCGGGCAGAACAUUAGGGCUUCCCUCCGGUCAGUGCGGCCUUGUCCUCAAAGUGUGAGAGGUCACCGCAAUAGCCACCUCACAACCCCGCCCCUUCCCCUCUCUAACGUACGCGCACUAGGGACUGCACGCCUAUUGGUGCAUGUCAGUGUGGUCCCGCCUCCAGACCAGCCUCCCAUUGGUGAGAUUCGCGGGCGGGGGGUUCGCUCAACCUUCCUCCUGAUUGGGCGGCUGAAUGAGCAUCCCUUGUGAUUGGAUUUCCGUCGUUCUUCCUUCCUGCAGCGCUGUACGGUAUUGGUGGCCGGGAGCUCCGCCCGCCUCACGCGCAGUGUCUCACAACGGCGGUGGUUGGAGUGAGGUAGGCGCGCGCCGCUUCAUUCUGACCCUUCAGCCAUCGCUUCCCGUAUUUAGUGUCAGAGCGCUGCUCGUAGUCCCGGCGGAAUAUGCUGAAGCAGCAACAGGCUCCUCCCAGCCGCAAACCGGCCAUGGCCCCGGCCCAGCAACAAGGAUCCCCCGGCAGCCCCAACGGGAACCUCCCACCGGGCGGGAGCAGGAGCCAAGACCGACCCGGAGCCGGCAGGGGACGGAAUAUAGUGAAAGGACUUCAGCCCCCGGUGUUUGAAGGGGUUUAUAACAAUUCCCGAAUGUUGCACUUCCUGACUGCCGUCGUGGGCUCCACGUGUGAUGUGAGGGUGAGAAAUGGCAGUGUUUAUGAGGGGAUCUUUAAAACCUUGAGCUCAAAGUUUGAAUUGGCAGUUGAUGCCGUACACAAGAAAACCAGUGAGCAAGUUGUGGGGCCAAAACGAGAGGAUAUUGUAGAUACAAUGAUCUUCAAGCCUUCAGACGUGGCUGUGGUCCGCUUCCGAAAUGUUGAUUUUAAUUAUGCUACGAAAGAUAAAUUCACUGAUUCAGCGAUUGCCACGAGUUCCAAGUUGAACGGGGAGCACAAAGAUAAGAUUCUCCUGCGCUGGGAUGGAGGGGAGGGAGGCAACGACGACUAUGACCUGGAUUCAGAUAUGUCCAAUGGUUGGGACCCUAAUGACAUGUUCAAGUUUAAUGAGGAUAACUACGGAGUUAAAACAACGUAUGACAGCAGCCUCUCCUCCUACACGGUUCCACUGGAGAAAGACAACACGGAGGAGUUCAGGCAGCGGGAAGCUCGGGCUACUCAGUUGGCACGAGAGAUAGAAUCCAGCCCCCAGUAUCGUGCCCGCAUCUCCAUUGAGAACGACGAGUGCAGGACAGAGGAGGAAAAGCACAGCUCAGUGCAGAGGCCAAACUCUGACCGGGACUCCCCUAGUCUUGCCAAUCGUGAUGGAAAGUACAUCCCACUACCCCAGCGGGUGCGAGAAGGUGCACGAGGGGGGGGCAUUAGGAGCAGCUCCAGCCGAGGGGGGAGACAAGUGAUGAGCUCAAUGCCUGUCCGGGGGGCCCCCCAGCAUUACCCAGAAAGCAGUUGUAGCCCGGAGCAGAGAGGAAUGAAUGGAGGUCCUUCUCGCAUGUCCCCCAAAGCUCAGCGCCCCAUUCGUUGCACCAAGACUGUGUCCUCCCCAUCCAGUCGCCCCAUGGAAGUGCCCACCUCUCCCUCCUCUGCAGCCCCCCGCGCUUACCCCCCGCUGUCCCCCAAGUCUGGAUCGUCGCUGAGCUGCGCAGACUCUUCAUUAGGAACCUCCAUUCCAGACCCCUCUGUGGCCCCUAAACCUUCCUCUCCAAACAGCAGCACCCCCAUAAUGCCAGGGGAAGGCAAGGACAUUGCACCCCCCGCUGCAGUGAAAGAGCAGAGCCGCACCCCAGAGCAACUCACCCCCUGCCAAGUGCCCAAGCAGCCCGGUAAAGUGCUGCACACUGAUCACAAGAGGAACCAGCUCGAUGAGCUGCGCAAGUUUGGCGCCGAGUUCCGGCUACAGCCUAGUUCGGGCCCAGACCCCGUCUCUGAAUCGUUGCCCCCGCGCCAGUCCUUGGAAUGUAAAGUCCCUGAGCCGACGGCCUGUGAAGGAGCUGAACCACUGGACAUCCAGAAAGUCCCAGAGUUGGUGGAAGAGAUGAAGGAGGAGAGAAGUUGUGAGGUAGCCGAGCGUCAGGAGGACAGUGGCAGCCCCCCAGGGAAGGCGGAGUCAGAGGAGAAGGAGGGGCAGGCAGUGUGCGAUCAAGUCAAGAAAUCCACUCUGAACCCCAAUGCUAAAGAGUUUAACCCUUCCAAGCCUCUUCUGUCAGUGAACAAAGCCACAAGCACCCCAACAUCACCCGGGCCCCGAAACCAUUCUUCUACUGCCACCAUCCCAAUGCUGAGUGCCGGUCAGACUGGAAUGUAUGGGCCGUACAUCUCGUACAUCCCAAAUAUACACAUGAGCUCCGCUGUGCAGGCUCCUCAGAUGUACCCGUACCCCAUGUCCAGCUCUGUGCCCGGCCAGCAGGGCAAAUACAGGCCUAAAGGUUCCCUCCCCCAGCGCUCAGACCAGCCCAACUCGGCUCCUCCCAUCAUGCAGGCGGCAGCUGCUGCGGGGCCCCCUUUAGUGGCGGCUACACCGUACUCCCCCUAUAUCUCUUAUAGCCCCCAGCAGUUUCCUGGGCAACCAACCAUGAUGCAGCCCAUGGCCCAUUACCCCUCCCAGCCGAUGUUUGCCCCCAUGCUGCAGAGUAACCCACGCAUGAUCACAUCUGGAAACCACCCCCAGGCCUUGGUAUCAUCGUCCAAUCAUCAGUACCCCCCUCCAGAACAACAGACACCCCAGACCCUAUAUGCCGCUGUUCACCAGUCCUACUCCCAUCAUGCAGCUCAGCUACACCCCCAGCCUGCCAGUACCCCUACUCAGAGCCAGCAGCAGCCACAGCAUGCCAACCCCAGCCCUGUACAGCACCAGACGGGCCAGCCCCCCCACAUGAGCAGCGGGCAGCCUCAACAGAACCUUUACCACACAGCCACCCUGACGGCGACCCCACCCUCUCUGACCCCCGGCCCCAGUGCUCAGUCACCCCAGAGCAGUUACCCACAACAGGCUGUGUAUGCCAUCCAUGCCCACCAGCAGCUCCAGCACAGCUACACCAAUAUGUCUCAUGUUGCACAGGCACAUGUACAGACUGGAAUUAGUGGGGCUCAUCCAGGAGCCCCCCAUCCUCCCCACCCUGCGCAGGUCAUGCUGCUUCACCCUCCUCAGAGCCACGGGGGACCCCCACAAGCUGCCAUUCAACAGACAUCCAGCCCCUCCCAAUACACCUAUAUAGGACAUCAUCAAGUUCAGUCCCAUCCGCCCCAACAACUUCCAUUCCACCCCCCCGGCAACUGAGCUGUCAAUCAGCCCCUUCCAAGUCAUGAACCCACCGUGAAUCCUGCCUCCAGCCCUUUCUGUCCACACCAUCCGGGAAACUGCAGAGUCGGGGAAACUGCAGAGUCGGGGAAACUGCAGAGUCGGGGAAACUGCAGAGUCGGGGAAACUGCAGAGUCGGGGAAACUGCAGAGUCGGGGAAACUGCAGAGUCGGGGAAACUGCAGAGUCGGGGAAACUGCAGAGUCGGGGACCCUGAGGCGACAGUUUGAGGGGCUCCUACAGGCAGCAUGAGUCAGAGCCCAGCAAGAGAGGCGCCAGGAGCAGCGGAGUUUCCCAGGUGUGGAUCCUACAGCUGGAGGCUCUUUGUGUCCCAUCACAUGGACAACCUUAUUCUUUAGUCUGCGAAUAGGGGUGCACCCCCGUCGUUUAUCUAACCCAAGACUGGAAUAAAAAAACAAGAUUUUAUUUUUUAUUUAUAAAUCCAAUUGGGCAAAUCCAAGCAGUUUGGCUUCCCCUUCCCACAUCUCUUUCCCCCCCUCCCCCCGUUAACUUGAAAUGAGUGGACUACUUUUACUUUUUAUUGAAUAAAAAACAUUGAAAAAGUACAAAAAAAGUUUAAAAACCUUACAAAAUAAAAAACAAAGUUUUAAA
Xenopus laevis (African clawed frog) is the source of this 3983-nucleotide messenger RNA. It is a transcript of the gene atxn2l.S, whose product is annotated as ataxin 2-like S homeolog. NCBI's taxonomy places the organism in Eukaryota, Metazoa, Chordata, Amphibia, Anura, Pipidae. The transcript has 23 exons. The coding region runs from base 511 to 3351 and encodes 946 amino acids. The record is from RefSeq and is a predicted model, not a curated record.